AUGUACUGGACAAGUGGCAUAGCAAAGGUUCUAACUGUUAGUAAAACGAAUAGUUUAAGAGUCGAGAGCGUUGACGAGAAGGGGACAGUGGUCAAUGAGGAGGGUGAAGAGAAAAUCGGUGUGUCUCCAGUGAUUUUACAUAUGCGACGCAAUAAAAGUGGAAAUCUGUUUAUAACUCUAACUAAAGACUCUAUUCAACUUUGGAGUUUUCGGCCAACCGCAUUGAUAUCACAGAUAACGCGCACUGCCAAGUCAAUUGGAGAAUAUGGUGCAAAUGAGAACGUAUUUUGGAAACCGGACGGAACCCUAGUAAUUGUUCAGACAACACAAAAUUGUCUACUCACCUAUAGUGUUCUCCCAUUCGAUGAUAAGAGUUUUAAAUACCAAUUCGGCAAAAAUCCACAUCAUUACGCUACAGGAGCAGGAGAAGGACAUGGAAUCAAAACAUUCUUGCUAAAAUUCCGAAUGACAAUUCGGAUUGAUGCAGGCAUGGAGACUGGAGUCGGCACGGAAGAUUACUUGGUCGUGACGACAAAAAACCCUCCAGCCAUCCAGUGUAUUCCGUGGCAAGCAGAGCCGCGAGGGACGAAAACCAAUAUUCUCGGUAGAUUAGACUUCGUGGAAUCAAGAGGAGCUAGCAUCUUGCAUAUUUGUUAUGAUCAUAAAAUGGAUCUGUAUGGAUGGAUCACAACAGACGGCAAAGCAUAUGCGGCUCAAUUCGUUGAAGACAGAUCAUCUCAGGAAGAGAAGAGUAAAGCCCCGCCAAUCUAUUGGUCUGGAUUUUGUAUUCACGGUGUCGGCGAAAGUCGAAUACCAACAGAGAUGAAGGCUACUCGCAUAUCAAUAAACGCUAAAUUUUCGCUUAUAGCUGUCGGAACUGAGGGAGGUGUGGUCUAUUUAUACUAUGCAAAAAAUUAUAUAGGAGGCAUUUAUUUCUCCCAUAAAUUGACGAUCGGCGAAAAAACACGCGUUUCUACUGGUGCAGUUACUUCUCUUGCGUGGACAUCCGAUGGUUACGCACUCGCAGUUGGAUGGCGCAAUGAAGGAUUAGCUUUAUGGAGUGUUUACGGACGGCUGUUGAUGUCUACACUUCAGGAUGAAGAACUACAGUCAUUUCAGACCAGCUGCCAAGAUGCUUUUGUGCACGGAGUGAACGAUAUGUUCUGGAGUUCAGGGAAUUGUGAACUUUUUGUCUUGCAUCAAGCAACAACAUCAACUGAAGAGCAAUUGUACACUAUUCCAUUUGCAAGGUCAGCGGUAACUGGAUUUCAUAGCUCAGAUAAUGCAAAGAGAGGAUUUCUGCAGAUGGAUGAUCGCCUGCUACUUUAUCGUGGUGGGGAUCAGGAGGAUCUCAGUGCAAUAAAUCCAGACGCUAUCGUCUGGCAGCAUAUCCAGAUACCAAUCAUGUACAUAAGCGAUAAUUGGCCUAUUAAGUACGCUUCCAUUAGCAGCGAUGGUCGUUACAUUGCUAUAGCUGGACGUCGAGGUUUAGCGCAUUAUAAUGUAUUCUCUGGCAGAUGGAAAUUAUUUGGUAACCAACAGCAGGAGAAGGAAUUCAAAGUGCGUGGCGGACUCCUCUGGUUCAGACAAAUUUUAUUUGCCGCAUGUGAAAAUAUGAGGACACACACUUAUGAAAUUCGUUCAUAUUCGCGAGAAACAAAUCUAGAUAACAUCCAUAUGAUACAGUGUGUCAGAGUUCCUAGCAAUGUGUUAUAUCUGACCAUCGUCGAGAAUGCAUUGCUUGCUUACUGUGACGACAAUCUUAUGUAUCAUUAUCUCAUGGUAACACCACCAAAUGAGGCAGGAAAGGGUAUCAUUAUGUUGGAAUUAGCUCAGCAGAUAUCAUUCAUGGGUGUGAUACAUGCAGCAGCACGCGUUAGAUCGAUCUCGUGGUUUCAACCGAAAGCACAAACGGCGUUUACUCCAGAAAGCAUGCAAGCGGCAACAAUAAUUUUCUUAAUAGACGGAAAGCUUGUAUUACUUACCCCGCAGAAGAGCGACGCUGGCGAAGUGCAAUAUGAUCUUCAUGUUCUCGCCGACAGGAUUGAAUUCUAUUGGAUGGCCAAUAGGGGGAUUGGAAGUCUCAAGAAUUCCUUGUGGGCGUGCGAUGGUAAAAGCGUCAAUAUAUGGAUGGAUGUAUGGUCAGAUGAUGAAAUUGCGUCCAGUUGGCAUGACGAGGCAAUAUCGGCGGCUCCAAAGGAGGCGUUGAGUAUUAAACUCGGUUUCUAUCCGUUAUCUGUUCUUCUCGACAAAGGGAUCAUUGUUGGAGCUGAACAACAAGUAUCCGUACGAAGUUCUCUUGAUUUUGCUGUAUUUAAAUUUGCAACAAAUACACAUUUAUUUUUGCAAUACAUAAUAAGAUAUAUGCUUACGAGGGGUCUUGACGAAGAGGCCGUUGCAUUUGCGCGAAGUUAUGAGCAAUUAGUAUAUUUUGGACACGCACUUGAAGUUUUAUUGCAUCAUGUACUAGAAGAUGAGGCAGAGUUAUCUGUGGGCACAGGGCAUGGAGCAGUGCUUCCGCGCGUAGUCAAGUUUUUAAGUCAUUUCCCACAAGCAUUAGAUGCUAUUGUUGGAUGUGCUCGAAAAACAGAAGUAGCACUCUGGGAUUAUUUAUUCUCUAUUGUUGGAAGUCCAAAGGAUCUUUUUGAGAAAUGUAUGAGUACUGGUCUUCUCAAAACAGCAACAUCUUAUCUUUUGGUAUUGCAUACGCUGGAACCAUCAGCUGACAGCAGUCAGGAUACGAUACGUUUAUUAUCUAAAGCAAUGGAAGUUGAAGAUUAUGAGUUAUGCAAGGAACUUGUGCGAUUCUUAAGUUCUAUAGACGGAAGUGGACAAACAUUAUCUGAAGCAUUGGUAAGCAUCCAGCUUUCGUCUGAAAACGCGAAACUAGUGGCUUCACCUGUUCAAAGCAACGUCUAG
Molecule: messenger RNA, 2919 nt
Organism: Paraglomus occultum
Lineage: Eukaryota; Fungi; Glomeromycota; Glomeromycetes; Paraglomerales; Paraglomeraceae
Source: the annotation of a GenBank genome assembly